AUGGCCGAGAUCCGUCGCAAGCUCGUCAUCGUCGGCGAUGGUGCCUGCGGUAAGACCUGUCUGCUCAUUGUUUUCUCCAAGGGUACCUUCCCCGAGGUCUACGUCCCCACAGUCUUCGAGAACUACGUCGCCGAUGUCGAGGUUGAUAACAAGCACGUCGAGCUCGCUCUUUGGGAUACUGCUGGCCAGGAAGAUUACGACCGUCUCCGUCCUCUCUCAUACCCCGACUCACAUGUGAUCCUGAUCUGUUUCGCUGUGGACUCACCCGAUUCGCUCGACAACGUCCAGGAGAAGUGGAUUUCUGAGGUUCUGCACUUCUGCCAGGGUCUCCCUAUUAUCCUCGUCGGCUGCAAGAAGGAUCUUCGCGACGACCGCAAGACUAUUGAUGAGCUUGCCAAGACAUCCCAGCGCCCCGUCUCGCAAGACCAGGGUGAGGAAGUCCGCAAGAAGAUCGGUGCCUACAAGUACCUUGAGUGCUCCGCUCGCACCAACGAGGGUGUCCGUGAGGUCUUCGAGGCUGCCACUCGUGCUGCUCUUCUGAAGGCCGUUAAGGGCAAGGGAGGCCGCAAGCCUGGCAAGGGCUGCCUGAUUCUCUAA
Messenger RNA from Penicillium verrucosum, 597 nucleotides. It is a transcript of the gene rho1, whose product is annotated as Rho family GTPase RHO1. Gene Ontology annotation, molecular function: GTPase activity; GTP binding. The transcript is spliced from 5 exons. Lineage: Eukaryota; Fungi; Ascomycota; Eurotiomycetes; Eurotiales; Aspergillaceae. Bases 1 to 597 code for a protein of 198 amino acids. The record is from RefSeq and is a predicted model, not a curated record. Gene Ontology annotation, biological process: small GTPase-mediated signal transduction.